ACCUGGAAUCUGUCCCAUUUCUAAACAUUUUCCAACCUUGCUGGUGAGAAAGGCCACAAAAACCAAUCCAAAAGCACUGAGUUUAAAGGCAGUCCGGAGACGUCCCUCUGCUUGGAUUAUUUUCCCUGUUACCACUCAUUGGAAGACAGGUUUACCAACACACGCACCCGGAAUCCCAGCCAAGAGCAAGCAGCAUUGUGGAAUCUGGACAGCAGGGUGGAAGGGUGGCCAGGGCAUCAGCAGAUGGAAACAUGAGGCGGCUGCUGGGCAGCAGCUGGAGGAAGUUUGGCCAUGCUGGCCGGGGGACGUACGAGUGGCUGACCAGCGAACCAAGCCUGCCACUUCUGGAGACCCAGCUGCAGGGCACCCAGCAGCUGAGUUCCACCCAGGCGGAUGUGGAGCCUUUCCUGUGCAUCCUGCUUCCGGCCACCAUUAUGCUCUUCUUGGCUUUCCUGCUGCUUUUCCUGUACAGACGCUGCCAGGCCCCACGGCCCCAAGGCCAGGUAUUCAGCAUCGACCUCCCAGAGUCCCCUUCUGGAGAGGUGACUGACUUCUUGCCCAGCCUACCUUGGGGCAGCGAGCAGAGUGUCCCCUACUCUCCACUGCCGGUCUUUGGGACCCUGCACUUGACCUGCCUGCCACCCUCCUAUGAAGAAGCCACGGGGAAUCCUCCUGGGAUAGACGUCCUGGACACGGAGCCUCAGAAUGGAGAAGAGUCACCCUGACCAGAGGAGCAAAGCCUAACUCUCUGGAAACCCUUUAAAAAAUGUUCCCGACUCUUACAGACCGAACUGGGGAAGAGAGGCCAUCCAGACCCAAGGAGAUGAGACUCGCUGCCACCCUACCCUAGGCUCCUUUCCAAGUAUCAGAUUUAGCUACUUCCCAGUUCCUUAGGGAAGAGAUUCCCCCAAGUCCUUAGAUAUAACUGAGCUCCCCUAAAUCAGCAACACCCCUCAGAAACGUGGAGAAGUUGUGUGCUGAGAAAAGAAAUGAACAGUCGGAUGACUGAUUUAACUAAAUGACUGAUUUAUA
Molecule: messenger RNA, 1032 nt
Organism: Peromyscus leucopus (white-footed mouse)
Lineage: Eukaryota; Metazoa; Chordata; Mammalia; Rodentia; Cricetidae
Gene: Smim28
Product: small integral membrane protein 28
Exons: 2
Coding region: 252-725 (157 amino acids)
Source: RefSeq, a predicted model, not a curated record